Dothidotthia symphoricarpi CBS 119687 is the source of this 642-nucleotide messenger RNA. Its product is annotated as Img2-domain-containing protein. The coding region runs from base 1 to 642 and encodes 213 amino acids. Gene Ontology annotation, molecular function: structural constituent of ribosome. Gene Ontology annotation, cellular component: mitochondrial large ribosomal subunit; ribosome. NCBI's taxonomy places the organism in Eukaryota, Fungi, Ascomycota, Dothideomycetes, Pleosporales, Dothidotthiaceae. Gene Ontology annotation, biological process: translation. The transcript has 3 exons. The record is from RefSeq and is a predicted model, not a curated record.
AUGACUCAGCAGCAGCGCCCGUCCCUCGUCCUCUCUUCUAGCUGUGUUGACGACUGCACUCACAGCCCGCACAAUGCCCCGGUUACAGCCCCUGAUUCCCCUGCUGCGGCCCCUGGCAGCCCCCCGAGCAGCCACAUGCCACCACUUGCGCUUCUCCACCGCGACGAGACUGCGAAUCUCCAACCACAGUCCGCCCAACGCGCCGCCGACCUCGCCGCAGCAGAAGCCAUCACCGAGUCGGACAGCGCCCAGCCCGCCUCCCCCAAGCCCGCCCUCCCCUCGCAGCACCCGCCCUUCUCCAAAGCCAAGACGCUCAAAACGACCGCGCGCGAAAAGCGAGACGCCCCCACCACAACCUUCCAGCCCGCAACCCACAUCGAGCUCCCGCCCCCAACCUACCACAUCGCCCGCACAAACACAAAGAACCUGCCCAUCUACACCGACUACAAGCGCGGCGGGAACCUGCACCUGACCACCAUCCGCAAGAUCACGGGGGACUUGUCGGCGCUGCGGGACGAGCUGAGGGUGUUUUUGAACAAGAAGAAUGAGGAUGUUCGGAUCAAUGCGCUGACGGGGCAUGUUAUUGUUAAGGGGCAUUGUACGGGGCAGGUCAAGCAGUUUUUGCUGGCGAGAGGCAUGUGA